This is a messenger RNA of Brassica napus (rape), 2288 nucleotides long. RefSeq lists its product as uncharacterized. The record is from RefSeq and is a predicted model, not a curated record. NCBI's taxonomy places the organism in Eukaryota, Viridiplantae, Streptophyta, Magnoliopsida, Brassicales, Brassicaceae. The coding region runs from base 16 to 1599 and encodes 527 amino acids. The transcript has 3 exons.
UUAUCUUUUGUAGAUAUGGAGCUGGAGCUACCCAAACGAUUGUAUGCAGAGGGUUCAGAACCUCGGGUUAAGAAGAUCAACAACAGUUGCCGCAUGGAACUUAUCAGAGAUCUGAAGAAAGCUAUGUGUGCAGAGUACGAUGAUGUGAAGAGAGAUCCUGUUUUCACACAUAUCAUGGCUAUUGCCGAAAAUGAUCUCAAGUUCUCCGGGAAACUAGGGGAUAGCUUCAUAUGUAGGCAGCUGAUUACCUCAAAGCUGCAUGAGAAGUGGUUUGUUUUUGCGAGGACGCCUCUCCGGUUUUCGCUUCAGGAGUACCAUGCCGUGACAGGCCUCAAGAUUACACGGGAAACUAACAGUGACGUAUUGAAAUGGAAAAACGACGGGGUUUUUUGGAGUAACCUACUGCACACAGGUGGUAAGAUCACCUUGCAGUCGAUCAGAAAGGUUCAUCCACAAGAAGUUCACACCUGGACUCGGCUUGAUAGGAUGAGGUUGAUCUACUUGUGUGUAAUAGUGGGUGUGGUGAUGGGGAGAGAUGAGAAGGUGUCCAUCCCUCAUAUGUACAUCAAGUUGAUGAUGGAUUUUGACAAGGUUCGGAAGUUCCAUUGGGGUUUUCACUCGUAUGAUUUCCUGCUGAGUUCGAUUGAGAAGGCUAGGAAGAAGUUGGGUAAGAACGAGAGCUACAUUUUCGAGGGUUUCUCCUAUGCUCUCCAGAUUUGGAUUAUGGAGGCAAUUCCUGAUUUUGGAGAAAUUUUAGGCAGAAGAGUCUCAGACAGCUUCAAAGGUCCAAGGUGUGGCAAUUGGAAAGGAGUUGCAAAAGUUUCUUAUGAAGACAUCAUUGAGCUCGAGGACUCCUUAACUAAGAAGGAUAACUUCUUCUCGGUCAUAUCAGUGACUGGUAAUGGUGAUGUGUUUCUAGAUGCUCAGUACACAAGGAAGGGUGAGAUGGAAGAUGAACGAGUGGACCUUGUUUUGGAGAGGAUCAGGAACAAGUAUGAUUGGAGCAGCACAGACUGGCCAGUUUUAGACCCUGAAGAGACUAAAAUGGAGGAAUCCGACAGCCAUGAUAGAGGGUCAGAAGCUGAUAAGAGCGUGGAUCAUACGGAUGUUGUAGCAGACGAGGAGACCUCUUCGGUUAAGGUUGCAGGAAAAGGCAAGAGAAAGUUUCUUGAUGAAGGAGCAGAGACAAGAAAGAAGAAGGUGCUGUGUAAGCGAUCAGCAGAAAAGUAUCUGACUUUUGGUCCUGAAACUAAGAGUUUCAUUGAGGGUCUUAUCCGCACAUCUGUCACUUCAUUGGGAGAUGUGCUCAGUAUGCAAAUGGCGAAUAUGGAAAGGGUGUUUACAGAGAGGAUGGGGAAGAUGGAGAUUGAGGUUUCACAGCUCAGGGACGCAAUCAGUUUGACUGGUGAAGGAAGCUAUCCUAGUAAGAAAGAAACUGAAGAAGCUCCACUGAACAGCAAAGCUAAGCAAGCUCCACCUAAGAGCAAAGGUGGUCAAGCUCCACCUAAGAGCAAAGGCGCUCAAGCUCCACCUAAGCGCAAAGGCGAUCAACCUACUCCAACAAAAAAUGUACUACCUAAGAGAAAGUGUAGAACUUGAUGAACCUGGAACUAGGAUGCUUGAGUUAGGGUGCUGGAGCUAGGCUUUUGGAACUUCAUAUUGACUGUGUAAUAUUAUGUAAUAUGGAAUGUGAAACUUUGUGUAAUAGGUUUCUAAAGUGUAAUAUGUUUGAAUGUUUGUGUAUUAAACUCUAUGAAUGUAAUGCUUUGUUUGUGUUAUGAAUAAAUGGCCUCUUCUUAUAUGCAAUGUUUUAAAUUUUAAUGAAUAGGACGGGAAAAAGAUUGCUACAGAAACUAAUGAUUUUGAUUUUGGAUUGAGUACACAAGACUUGCGGGACCUGUCUCAAGCUACAUUUGUUGAGGGUUUUGAUCUGUCUCAAGUGAAAGUUGAGACGUCAAGUAAAUCGAAACCGUUUAACAUGGCUCCACUGCAGUGGAAUGAUGAGGAAAAGAUCGAACCAAAGAAGACUCGCCAGAUGCCGCGUUGGUGUUUUUCCGUGAAGAGGAUUGGGAAAAAGUUAGAACUUGGUCAACUUCCUCCACGAGAUUGACGCUGCAAUGUACGUAUUCCGGGAGAGAACAUCUUUGAAACGAUGGAGACCUCAUCGUGUCGCCUUCAUGACUGUCGUCUUCAGCAAUAUGAUUAAAAAAGAGUAUGGUCAUUUAGAAGCUCAGGGUAGAAAGAGCUACAUGCUUCAUAAUUUGCUACUGCAGUAUGGUAAAUGAGUC